CAGAUCACUGCAAUGCUACAAAAUCAACUUCACUCCAUUGCCUCAAAUAUCGUGAAAAGAUAAUCUUUUUUGCAAUUAUACCUAUCCAAACGACAUAAUGCAGGUUUUAGUUCUGUCCUAGUGAAUUAUAACCAGUGUUAGUGAGUGGUGAUGUCCAAAUGAUUUGAGUGCUCACAAAGGUUUUCAAGUGUAUGAAUCAAUUAAGAAUUAAUUGAAGAAAAUAUAAUGGACAACGAGCAGCCCCACCAGGAGCUGGUAAAAUGUGUUGUAGUCGGAGACACAGCAGUCGGCAAGACCCGCCUGAUAUGUGCUCGGGCGUGCAACAAACACGUGUCUCUCUCGCAGUUGAUGACUACCCAUGUGCCAACUGUGUGGGCUAUUGAUCAGUACCGGAUUUAUAAGGAUGUGCUAGAAAGAUCUUGGGAAGUAGUAGACGGUGUGAAUGUGUCCCUUCGUCUUUGGGACACAUUUGGUGAUCAUGAAAAGGACAGAAGGUUUGCCUAUGGAAGGUCCGACGUGGUUCUUUUAUGUUUUUCCAUCACAAACCCUAUAUCUUUGAGGAAUUGUGGAGCUAUGUGGUAUCCUGAAAUUAGACGGUUUUGUCCGAACACACCAAUAUUACUAGUGGGAUGUAAGAAUGAUCUGCGCUACAUGUAUAGAGAUGAAACCUAUCUAAAUUACUGUAAGGACCGCAGUCCUUUCAUCAGGGCCCCAAGAAAAAGUGACCUAGUAAUGCCGGACCAAGGCCGGGCCCUAGCUCACGAGUUCGGCAUAUACUACUAUGAAACAUCAGUGUUCACCUACUAUGGAGUUAACGAGGUGUUCGAGAAUGCCAUCAGGGCUGCUCUCAUAGCUAGGAGACAGCAGAGGUUCUGGAUGACCAACCUUAAGAGGGUUCAAAGGCCUUUAUUGCAGGCACCAUUUAGACCUCCGAGACCAAUGGAGCCUGAAGUAGUGGUCGUCAACAGCACCUAUCUGGAAAACAUGACUACCUUAUUACGACAACAGUAUUUCUCAGACAUGGUAAUAAUAUGCGGGGCGAAAGGCUUCCCAGUGCACCGGUUCAUGAUGGCCGCCGCCUGCGAAGCCUUCCACCGGCUGCUGACCAGCGACUGCGUCAGCCUGUCUGCUGAACUGGCCAGGAGUUCCAGCGAGAGCAGCAUGGUAAGCAGCAUGGGUGAGGCAACAACGGGCGAGUUCAAUGAGGACACCGAGUAUUUAAUACGACAGGACCAGGCGAAGCAGAUGAGAGUAUGGGAUCAGAUAAAACGGAGGUCAUCAUGCCAGAUCCUGCCUCUCAGUGACAGCUGUAAAAAGCCCCCAGACUUAUACCGGGAAGUCAACCAUCCUGCUAUCAACUCUAUCAGAGUUGUUAAGUGCGACAAGAUCCAACAUGCCACCUCCCAAACUCAAACCAUAGUGACGAUGAGCAAACUCAUUUCUCAAAAUGUUAUGCAAGAAAUUAUCAACUUUAUCUACACGGGGGCUUUAGAUAGCAGUGCUUUCAAACAGCAGUCAGCUGCUAUCGGAUUAUUACUGGAGAUCAGACAGGCGGCUGAGUUGCUGGGCUUCCACGAGCUCACGAAGCUCAGUCAGUUCAUACUGGACCAGCAUCUGUUGUUCGACAAGGGGUUUAUGCUGCAGUUUCAUACGCCUCUGGGCGGGCGUCUCCGCGACAUGUGCGUGGAGCGGGCGCAGUUCGCGGACGUGACGUUCGACCUGGACGACGGCAUCCACCUCGCGCACCGCGCCGCGCUCAUGGCUCGGUGUGACCCCAUGAAGGCCAUGUUCCAGGGACACUUUAGGGAAAGCACUUCUAGAGUGAUAUCAUUUCCCGGCGUGAAAAUGUACGCUUUCCACAUCCUACUAUGCUACAUAUACAGCGAUAAGAUUCCCGCAGUAGACCCUACAAGAUGCCUCGAGCUAUUGGAGCUGGCCAACAGGCUGUGCAUGAACCGCCUCGUCAAUCUGGUGGAAGCCAGGGUUAUAGAUCAGCUGCAGCAGAGAGACAGAGUGUGUGGUGAUGAUGACCAAGUUGUUGAAAUAGCGCUGUCGCUACUAGAACCUGUUAAGCUGCACAACGCGCAGCAGCUAGCGGAGUGGUGCACGUGGCGCCUGUGCGGCGCCUACGACCGCGUGUGCCGCGCCAGACAUCUGUCGCAGCCCAGCCGCGACUACCUCGCCGACAACCGCUGGCCGCCCGUCUGGUACGUGAAAGAGUUCGACUACUACCAGAAGUGCGUGAACGAGCAGAGUAAAGAGCAGAAAGAAUUGAGACCCAAUACCUCGUUACAAGCUAAUCAACAGACUGGAUGUUUGUGCUUUACUAGCAAGGUCCGUCGCGACAGUUCAGCAGGAGCGGAUGUAACAACAGCACUGUGCCGGUCUGCCACCGCCCCGCAUAGUGCCCCGCAUACCGCCCCGCACGUGGCCCCGCACCCGCACCCACAGCCGCCCCUCUGACAUCUGCCUUACUGGAGGUAUGUGAUGUAACAACAGCACUGUGCCGGUCUGCCACCGCCCCGCAUAGUGCCCCGCAUACCGCCCCGCACGUGGCCCCGCACCCGCACCCACAGCCGCCCCUCUGACAUCUGCCUUACUGGA
Molecule: messenger RNA, 2604 nt
Organism: Helicoverpa armigera (cotton bollworm)
Lineage: Eukaryota; Metazoa; Arthropoda; Insecta; Lepidoptera; Noctuidae
Gene: RhoBTB
Product: rho-related BTB domain-containing protein 1
Exons: 19
Coding region: 226-2463 (745 amino acids)
Biological process (GO): establishment or maintenance of cell polarity; regulation of cell shape; small GTPase-mediated signal transduction
Cellular component (GO): cytoplasmic vesicle; cell projection; cytoskeleton
Molecular function (GO): protein kinase binding; GTP binding; GTPase activity
Source: RefSeq, a predicted model, not a curated record